Messenger RNA from Marmota monax (woodchuck), 3313 nucleotides. Its product is annotated as patr class I histocompatibility antigen, A-126 alpha chain-like. Gene Ontology annotation, biological process: antigen processing and presentation of endogenous peptide antigen via MHC class Ib; antigen processing and presentation of endogenous peptide antigen via MHC class I via ER pathway, TAP-independent; immune response. Lineage: Eukaryota; Metazoa; Chordata; Mammalia; Rodentia; Sciuridae. Gene Ontology annotation, cellular component: external side of plasma membrane. The record is from RefSeq and is a predicted model, not a curated record. Gene Ontology annotation, molecular function: peptide antigen binding; signaling receptor binding.
UCUAGGGAAGCCAGUCGGAGCCUCGCCCGGGUUUCCGACUGGAAAGUCUACAGAGACUGAUUCUUCCUUAAAUCCCACGGGUCGGGGUCAUGGCUCCCCGAACCCUGUUUCUGCUGCUCUCGGGGGUGCUGACCCCUAGCGAGACCUGGGCAGGCUCCCACUCUCUGAGGUAUUUCGACACCGCGGUGUCCCGGCCUGGCCCCCAGGAGCCCCGCUUCAUCUCCGUGGGCUACGUGGACCACACGCAGUUCCUUGGCUUCGACAGCGACUCCGGGACGACGCCGAGGGCAGAGCCGCGGGUGCAGUGGAUGAAGCAGUUGGGGCCGGAUUAUUGGGACCGGGAGACCAGGAAGGCUAAGGACGCUGCUCAGAUUUACUGGGGCAGCUUGAACAAUUUACGAGUUUACUACAACCAGGGCGAGGGAGGCUCUCACCUCCAGAUCUCUUCUGGUUGCGACCUGGAGGCUGAAGGCCGCCUGCUCCGCGGGUACCGUCAGUCAGCCUACGACGGCACGGAUUACAUAGCCCUGAACGAGGACCUGAGCUCCUGGACUGCAGCGAACUCGGUGGCUCAGGCCACCCGGCGCAAGUGGGAGGCGGCUGGUGCCUCCGAGCCAUGGAGAGCCUACCUGGAGGGCCCUUGCGUGGAGUGGCUUGGCAAAUACCUGGAGAACGGGAAGGAGACGUUGCUGCGCACAGAUCCCCCAAAGACAUAUAUGACCCACCACCCCAGACCUGAAGGAAUUGUCACCCUGAGGUGCUGGGCCAUGGGCUUCUACCCGAAGGAGAUCACCUUGAUUUGGCAGAGGGAUGGGGAAGAUCACACCCAGGACAUGGAACUUGUGGAGACCAGGCCUGCAGGGGAUGGAACUUUCCAGAAGUGGGCAGCUGUUGUGGUGCCUGCUGGGGAGGAGCAGAGAUACACAUGCCAUGUGCAUCAUGAGGGGCUGCCUGAGCCCCGCACCCUGAGAUGGGAGCCACGUCCUCAGCUCAUCAUCUACGUUGUGGGAAUCAUUGCUGGCCUGGUUGUCCUUGGAGCUGUGGUUGUUAUUGCAAUUUGGAUGAAGAUGAACCACACAAGGGAAGAGGAGUGUAGUGACAUUGCCCAGGGCUCUAACGUGUCUCUCAUGGCUUAUAAAGCAUGAGACAACUCCCUGUGUAGGAUUGAGUGACAUAAGACUUGUUCAGGCCUCCUCUUUGUGACUUGAAGAACCUUGGAUCUCUUUCUGCAGAGGUAUCUAAAUGUGCCCACAUUCCUACUGGCAUAAUGUGAGGAGGUGGGGAGACCAGCACACUCCUUCCCACCAGGAUGCCUUUUACCACACUGACCUGUGUUCCCUUUCACAAUCAACCUUCUUCUUCAGCAAAGGAAGGGCUGGGUUGUCUCCAUCCCUGUCUCAACAUCAUGGUGCCCUGAGCUACAGCUUCUUAACUUCUGUAGUAAAAAUAAGAACCUGAGCAUACAUUUAUUUUUUCAAAUUCUUUUUAUUGAUUUUUAAUUUUAUUUUUUGAUUUUUAGUGCAUUUAGUUGUACAUAAUAGUGGGAUUCAUUUUGACAUAUUCAUAACUGCAUCUAAAUGCAAUUUUCUCCAUUUCUAUCUCCUUCUCUCCCAUCCUCCCUCUCCCCUGACUCCCUUCUUUCUACUCUAUUGGUUUUCCUUCUGUUUAUUUGUUUUUUUUAAAUUGGUGUACUAUAGUUAUUUAUUUAAAAUUGCAAUACAUUGUGAUACAUUCAUACAUCAGCAUAGCAUAAUUUGGUCAACUUUAUUCCCUGAUUGUUCCCCUUUCCAUCCCCAGAUUCCUCCACUUGGUCCCCUGUUUUACUCUACUGCUCUCUUUUCUAUUUUUGUGAGAUUUCCCCCACCCCAUUUUUCCCCCUCUCUAGAUUGUGCAUAUGAGAGAAAACAUUUUACCCUUGACUUUCUGAGUCUGGCUUAUUUCACUUGGCAAGAUGAUCUUCAGUUCCACCAAUUUACCAGCAAAUGACAUCAUUUCAUUGUUCUUUAUGGCUGAGUGGAACUCAUUGUGUAUAUAUAUCACAUUUUCUUUAUCCAUUUCUCUACUGAUGGGUUCUUAGGCUGGUUCUAUAACUUGGCUAUUGUGAAUCGUGCUGCUAUAAACAUUGGUAUACAGGUACUAUUGUAGUAUGUUGAUUUUGGUUCUUUUGGAUAAAGACCAAAGAGUGGGAUAGCUGGGUCAUAUAGUGGUUCCAUUCAUUGCUAGUCUUUGGAGGAAUCUCCAUACUGCUUUCCAAGCAUUAAUUGGAGAACAGAUAGCCUCUGUAACAAAUAGUGCUGGCAAAAUAUGGAAAGCCACAUAUAGAAGAAUGAAAUUAGAUUGCUGCCUUUCACUCUGCACAAAAAUCAACUCACCAUGGAUCAAAGGAAAUAGAGCAGAAACAUUUGAAACUUGCCAGAAGAGCAUACUCCAACACAUUUGCAUGGGUACUGACUUCUUUACUAGGAUUCCUAAAGCACAAGAAAUGAAACCAAGAAUCAAAAAUAGGAAUAGAAUCAAAUUAAAAGGAUUUGUAUAACAAAGGAAACAAGAGUGUGAAGAGAGAGCCUACAGAAUGGGACAAAAUCUUUGCCAGCUAGUCUUCUGACAGGGGAUUAAUAACCAGAAUAUGAAAAGAACUCAAAAAACUUAACAUCAACAAAACCUAAUAACCCACUCAAUCAAUGAAUGAAAGAUCUAUAGACAUUAUUCCAAAGAAGAAAUACAAAUGAUCAAGAAAUAUAUGAAAAAAAUAUUCAACAUACUUAGCAAGCAGGAAGAUUUAAAUCAGAACUACAUUGAUAUUUCAUCUCACCCCAGUCAGAAUGGCAAUCAUCAAGAAUACAAAUAAUGAAGCAGGCGAGGUGGCACACACCUGCUAUCUCAGUAGCUUGGGAGGCUGAGGCAGGAGGAUUGGGAGUGCAAAGCCAGCCUCAGCAACUUAGUGAGGUCCUAAACAACUCAGUGACACCCUAUCACUAAAUAAAAUGUAAAUAAAGAGUUGGGGAUGUGGCUCAGUGAUAAAGUUCAAUCCCUGGAACCAAAACCAAAAUAAAACAAAACAAAAUGAACAAACCAAUAUGAUAUGAACAAAUAUUGAUAAUUGCUGGUGAGUAUGAGGGGAAGAAGUUAUACAUUGUUGAUGGGACUGCAAAUUAGUACAACCACUUUGGAAAGCAGGAUGGAGAUUCCUCAGAAGACUAAGAAUGGAAACAAGAUUUUUUCAAACUCUUGACAUGAGGAUUUGGUCAAGUAAUUAAAGGACAUUUCUAAAGAAAUAAAAUAAAGAAAAGAAAUAAAGGCUCUGAAAACCUUC